GCCGCCGCCGCCGCCGCCGCGUCUUUCCCUCCGAGGCGCCUAAAGUUUCUUCUCCCCAGCGGAGCCGCCGGGGACUCGGCCGCGGUGGGGAGCCUCGCCGCGCGCGGCAGGGCGCCCUCGCCGUCCUCCGCCGGGCCGUGUGGCCAACGGCGCCCUCUCCUCUCCGGAGCCCGCGCGCCUUCGUCCAGCAUGCUGGCCCGCCCACGGCUCCGGCCCCCGGCCACCGCCGCCUGGGGCCGGCCGCUCCUUUGGCUGCUUCUUGUCGCAGCUGCCGCCGCAGCCGCCGCCUCGUCGUCAGCCGAGCCCCGCUCGCGAAGUUGUUCCGAAGUCAAGAAGCUCUACGUGGCCAAAGGUUUCAGCCAGAGCGAGGCGCCCAGUCACGAAAUCAAUGGUGAUCACUUGAAAGUCUGCCCUCAAGGCUACACAUGCUGCUCUCAAGAGAUGGAAGAAAAAUACAGCCAGCAGAGCAAACAGGACUUCAGAAAUGCUGUGGUGGAACUUAGUAAUAACUUGCAAGCAACCUUCAGUUCCCGGUUCAAAAAGUUUGAUGAAUUCUUCAGAGAGCUUCUCGAGAAUGCCGAGAAAUCCUUGAACGACAUGUUUGUAAGGACUUACGGUCUCCUGUACAUGCAGAAUUCAGAAAUGUUUAAGGACCUCUUUGUGGAGCUGAAGCGCUACUACACGGGCGGCAGCGUCAACCUGGAGGAGAUGCUCAAUGACUUCUGGGCCCGGCUGCUGGAGCGCAUGUUCCGCCUGGUCAACCCCCAGUACCACUUCUCCGAUGAGUACCUGGAGUGUGUCAGCAAGUACACGGAGCAGCUCAAGCCCUUUGGGGACGUGCCCCGCAAGCUGAAGCUCCAGGUGACGCGGGCGUUCGUGGCGGCACGCACCUUCGCACAAGGCCUGGCUGUGGCAAGGGAUGUGGUCGGCAAGGUGUCUGUGGUCAACCCCACACCGCAGGCGGUUCAAGCCUUGCUGAAGAUGAUGUACUGUCCGUACUGCGAAGGCCUAGUUGCUGUCAAGCCGUGUUACAACUACUGUUUCAAUGUCAUGAGGGGCUGCCUCGCCAACCAAGGCGAGCUGGACACGGAGUGGAAUAACUUCAUAGAUUCCAUGCUCAUGGUGGCAGAGAGGCUGGAGGGCCCUUUCAACAUUGAAUCCGUCAUGGACCCGAUUGAUGUGAAGAUCUCUGAUGCCAUAAUGAACAUGCAGGAGAACAGCAUGCAGGUCUCCCAAAAGGUUUUCCAAGGGUGUGGGCAGCCCAAGACACUUGCGCAGAGCCGGACGUCUCGCUCCAUCUCAGAAAGCAGUUUCAGUGCCCGUUUCAGACCCUACAACCCAGAGGAGAGGCCGACCACAGCAGCUGGGACCAGCUUAGAUAGACUGGUGACAGAUGUGAAGGAAAAGCUGAAGCAAGCCAAGAAAUUCUGGUCCUCCCUUCCCAGCAAUAUCUGUAGCAAUGAGAAGAUGGCUGCUGACAGCAUCAAUGAAGAAGAGUGCUGGAACGGAAGUGACAAAAGCAGGUAUGUCUACGCAGUGACAGCGAACGGCUUAGCCAACCAGGCAACCAAUCCUGAAGUGCAAGUUGACACCUUGAAGCCAGACAUGGUGAUUCGCCGGCAAAUAAUGGCUCUCCGCGUAAUGACCAGUAAGAUGAAGAAUGCCUACAACGGGAAUGACGUUGACUUCAUUGAUAUAAGUGAUGAAAGUAGCGGAGAAGGCAGUGGAAGUGGCUGCGACAUGCAGCAGUGCUCUCCCGAAUUCAUGUUCAACGCAACAGAAGUCAAACAGAACACCAACAAAAUGAACAAAAAUGCCAGCCCUGGCAGCGCCUCCCCCAGGGUGGCGUUCUUAGAAGCACCUCUCCUCUUCAGCACCCUCUUUUUCCUAGCCAUGCAGAGACAGUGGAGAUAACUGUGCCACUCCUUUCUUUCUUUUAUUUUUGAGGGUGGAAAUUGACUGCUAUUAAAACGAAACAGGCACCCGAA
This is a messenger RNA of Lacerta agilis (Sand lizard), 1988 nucleotides long. RefSeq names its product glypican 4 (gene GPC4). The record is from RefSeq and is a predicted model, not a curated record. The coding region runs from base 190 to 1914 and encodes 574 amino acids. Lineage: Eukaryota; Metazoa; Chordata; Lepidosauria; Squamata; Lacertidae. Gene Ontology annotation, biological process: regulation of signal transduction; regulation of protein localization to membrane; cell migration. Gene Ontology annotation, cellular component: plasma membrane; cell surface; synapse. The transcript has 9 exons.